AUGAUCCUUGAACCAUCUUCCAAGAUUUUCCUGCUUCUACUAUUCAUUAUCAUUUCUUUAAUAAGAAUACAAGCUCUUAAUAAUAUUUUAAGUGAGCUUAAUAAACGUUUGCUGAUCUCCACAAACUUUUUGUAUUGUAAUCACACCGAUAAAUUAUAUAAUUACGAAGCAAAUUAUCUUCGAGAUAUGCCAUCCUUGAGUCUGAUGAUCUUAACGGAAGCCUUUAACGCCACUGAACUUCAAUAUAAUUUGGGAGCCAAAAACAAACUCUUUGUGAUUUUGGAAAAUGAAGAGCCGCCCUAUGAUAUGUUCAAGUCCUUGGAUUUGCAAUUUCAAGAAGCUGAAUAUGUGAUUAUCAUAAAGAAUCCUGUAGAUAUGACACAGGACAUCAGAUGGUUGGACUUUGUGAGGUAUUUGUGGCAAGAGGGCUAUGUGCAUGUGCUCUUCUAUACCUCCUACAAUGAGAAAUUGUAUCACAAAGUUAUAUUUCCCAAACUAAGGAUAAAAGAAAUUGACAUUAAAUCCUAUAUCAAUCUUAGAGGAUCGUUUCAGAACCUAUAUGGUUACCCCGUUCGUGUGGCUGCCUAUAAUAAUGCUCCUCGCUCCAUGAUAUAUGUGAACGGUGUGGGAAAAACGAUCUUUGCUGGCUUCUACAUGAGAUUUAUAAGGGCUUUCGUGGCCGCAAGGAAUGCCAGUUUUGUGCCCAUCUUAACGCCAAGUAAUUCUCCAGGAAAUUGCACUUUGGCUCUCCAAAAUGAGCGAGUAGAUCUGUGUGCCGAUGCCUUGGCAGCGAAUCCUUCAGCCUUCAGUUUAACCCAUGGAUUCAGGAUAGCCGCUGCAAAUGUCCUGGUGACACAUGCAAAACCUUUGCAUUCCUAUCGCUACCUGACAGCUCCCUUUCAGCUGGAUGUGUGGCUGUGCCUGGCCAGCUAUGUGGGCCUGGUGGUGAGCUUCCUCAGCCUAAUCCACUGGCUGAAGAGUGGAAGAUGGGACUUUAGCAGGCAUCUUCUCGAAGUCUUCAGUUCGCUUUUGUACAGUGGUUUCCACCUGAAGAGGCUGCAGGGAAAAGCCCGAUAUAUACUCUUCUUUGUGCUCUUCAUAGCUGGUUUUGUGUACUCCACCGAGUACUUGGGACUCCUGAAGAGCUUGCUGAUCUCCGAGGUAUUUGAGAAGCAAAUCAAUAACUUUGAGGCUCUGGUGGAGAGCAAUAUAACACUCCUAGUGGAUCCUUACGAUAAGAUACUAUUCGCCAAGUACAAUAUGCCGCAGAUACUUUGGUCCAUCAUCGAGACCGUAUCCUUUAAGACACUGCUGGAGCGCAGGAAUCGCUUCGAUCAGGAUUACGCCUACGUACUCUUCUCGGAUCGCAUGGCCCUGUACGAUUAUGCCCAGCAGUUCCUCAAGCACCCCAAGCUGCUACGCAUUCCCAUUGACUUUAGUUUCCUCUACACCGGAAUUCCGAUGCGGAAACGUUGGUUCCUCAAGCACCAUUUGGAUCGGGCCUGGUACUGGGCCUUCGAGAGUGGACUUACGCGGAAACUGGCCCUGGAUGCCGACUAUGAGGCGGUGCGCGUGGGCUACGUGGAUUUUCUCAUCCCGGAGCACUUGGAGGCACAGCCUCUGGGACUGGAUUAUUUCAUCAUGCCAACGAUUGCUCUGGCCCUGGGCUACAGCCUGGCCCUGGUUAGUUUUGUCAUCGAGAUGACGGCCUGGCGCAUAAGCAAAUUCCUGGGAUGCAAGCGGAGGACGCUGGUGGCCAGGGAGGCGAUCAUGGAGAUGGGAACGAGUUCAGAAGGCGGUGAUGUUGAUGUUGAUUGA
Messenger RNA from Drosophila serrata, 1818 nucleotides. It is a transcript of the gene Ir48b, whose product is annotated as Ionotropic receptor 48b. The record is from RefSeq and is a predicted model, not a curated record. NCBI's taxonomy places the organism in Eukaryota, Metazoa, Arthropoda, Insecta, Diptera, Drosophilidae.